AUGUCGAUGGAUGCAACCGGUGGUUACCAAUGCUACAACCCCGUCCUCGGCACUGUGGUGACACGCACACCGGCGAUGCUACAACGGCAAGACGAAGUGCUACUACCGGCAAGUUUUUUUUGCUGGAUCCGGCUUCGUUUUUUGCUGGAAUCGACUAAUUUUUUUUGCUUCAACAGAUUACUGGACUUUUUGUUGCUUAAAUUUGUUUUGCUGAAAUCGAUGUUAAUUUUUGCUGUAACUGGCUUCGUUUUUUGCUGGAAUCGGCUAAUUUUUUGCUUCAACGUAUUACUUGAUUUUUUUGGUGCUGAAUUUUGUUUCCUGGAACCGAUGUUAAUUUUUUUGCUGGAACCGGCUUCGUUUUUGCUUCAACCAUGUAUUGGAGUUUUUGGCUAG
Messenger RNA from Triticum turgidum subsp. durum (durum wheat), 393 nucleotides. Lineage: Eukaryota; Viridiplantae; Streptophyta; Magnoliopsida; Poales; Poaceae. The record is from the annotation of a GenBank genome assembly.